Molecule: messenger RNA, 881 nt
Organism: Schistosoma margrebowiei
Lineage: Eukaryota; Metazoa; Platyhelminthes; Trematoda; Strigeidida; Schistosomatidae
Source: the annotation of a GenBank genome assembly
CGCGCAUGAUUUAAGAAAAUCGGAACAUUCAUUCGUAGCGUCUUACGAGAUAAUUCGGAAGGAAUUCAGGUCAAAAUAUUGACAAGAAUAGUUGAAAUGACUCACACUUGCUCUAAACCUAUACUUAUUGGACCAUCAAUUUUGAAUGCGGAUUUGUCCAAACUAGCUGUUGUUUGUGAUCAUCUACUUAACUCUGGCGCUGAUUACCUACACCUCGAUGUCAUGGAUGGACAUUUUGUACCCAAUAUCACAUUUGGGCAUCCUGUUGUAGCGUCUUUGAAAAAACACCUUCCAUCAAAGGCGUUUUUAGAUCUUCACAUGAUGGUUUCUAAUCCCGAGAAGUGGGUUGAGAAUAUGAAAGCUGCUGGGGCAAGCCAAUACACUUUUCACUUAGAAUCAACUGGAAAUGCUAUGCAUUGUAUUCACAAAAUACGUGAAGCCGACAUGAAAGUUGGUCUUGGUAUAAAACCAAAAACACCAGUCACUGAAGUAUUACCUUAUGUUGACUCCGUUGAUAUGAUUUUAAUUAUGACUGUCGAACCUGGUUUUGGUGGGCAAAAAUUUAUGGCAGAUAUGUUACCAAAGGUUAAAUAUCUUCGUGAAAGGUAUGCAAAUUUGGAUAUUGAAGUUGAUGGUGGUGUCACCCUGAAGAACGUUCGAGAUUGUGUCGAAGCUGGAGCGAAUAUGAUUGUCUCUGGCACCGAAAUAACAAGUCAUGAAAAUCCUGCUAAUAUUAUUAGAUUGAUGAGAUCUAAUGCUGGUCAACUUUUUAAUUCAUCACUCAUAGAUUAGUGAAAUAUUAAUGAUCAUUUUUUUUUGUACUUUGGUUCAACUAAAUAGAUUCUUUUUCUACAAUAAAAAAAUAUAUGAAUUUGACAAGA